UUUGAGAUAACCUGAUUGAUAACGGGUCAAGUUUCUCCUCUUCUGAAUGAGGUUUAGCUAACUGGAUUCAGAUUGAUUCUAAUUUGAUUUGCUGUUGUAUUUAGCUUGCCGUACAAACAGAUCACGAAGCCAUGGCAAACAUGAAGACUGAGUUUAUGGCUUUAUGGGAUGGGUUUUCUACUGAUCCGAAUGUGAGGGUGAUGGUACUUGCUGCAACCAACAGACCAUCAGAGCUUGAUGAAGCAAUAUUGAGGCGUCUUCCUCAAGCCUUUGAGAUUGGAAUGCCUGGCCGUAAGGAGAAAGCUGAGAUUUUGAAAGUGGCGCUGAAAGGAGAAAGGGUGGAGCCCGAUAUUGACUACGAUCACUUAGCUCGUCUAUGCGAAGGCUACACCGGAUAGGACAUCUUUGAGCUCUGCAAGAAAACAUCUUACUUCCCUAUCAGAGAAAUCCUAGGGGAAGAGGGAAAAGGGAGACCAUGUCCUGUACCUAGGCCAUUCUCACAGUUGGAUUUGGAGAAAGUUCUUGAUUGGAUUUGGAGAAAGUUCUUGCUACGUCGAAGAAGACGCAAGUUGCAGCAGGCGAGUACUGUGGGUUGAGAGGGUCAAGGGAACCAGAUGAGGUGGAGGCAGCUAUAAGUGGAAUCUCGAAGCUACUGGUCUCUCAGUUCAUUAACCUUCAGUCUGGUUUUCAGGAUAAAACUAUUCAUGUAUGUUUAUAAAGGUUUAUAAAACCAAUCAUAUGGAUAUAUGAAAUAGUUUUGUAUAUAAAUCAUUUAUAAGA
Molecule: messenger RNA, 780 nt
Organism: Brassica napus (rape)
Lineage: Eukaryota; Viridiplantae; Streptophyta; Magnoliopsida; Brassicales; Brassicaceae
Product: outer mitochondrial transmembrane helix translocase-like
Exons: 3
Coding region: 132-398 (88 amino acids)
Cellular component (GO): mitochondrial outer membrane
Molecular function (GO): ATP hydrolysis activity; ATP binding
Source: RefSeq, a predicted model, not a curated record